Messenger RNA from Oryzias melastigma (Indian medaka), 2715 nucleotides. RefSeq names its product SH3 and cysteine-rich domain-containing protein 2. The transcript has 11 exons. Lineage: Eukaryota; Metazoa; Chordata; Actinopteri; Beloniformes; Adrianichthyidae. The record is from RefSeq and is a predicted model, not a curated record. Bases 1211 to 2482 code for a protein of 423 amino acids. Gene Ontology annotation, biological process: positive regulation of voltage-gated calcium channel activity; skeletal muscle contraction; positive regulation of protein localization to plasma membrane. Gene Ontology annotation, molecular function: protein binding. Gene Ontology annotation, cellular component: extrinsic component of cytoplasmic side of plasma membrane.
AUUGUAUGAAGAUGUUUAAGCUAGCAUUAUGCUAAAAUAUUAGCUAAACUCAAAAUUAGCCUAAAAAAACUGGAAAAUGACUAAUUUUGACACUAUUUUAGCAUGUAGUGUAAAUUAGCCAAACACAGCUAGCAUGUUGCUAUAAUAAAAGCUAAAUUAGCCUAAAUUAGCCUAAAAAAAGUGCACAAAUGUUUCGAAGGAUUUUAAUAAUGUCUCAUUCAUUUCCUUUGGUGCAUAUUUUGCUCAAUAUUUCAAAAACUGCUGAGUUUUGAAUACCAAAAAUACAAGCAGUAAUGUCGCGAACAAGCUGUGAGUGAGUUUUUUUACGUGCCACAAAACGUACGGAAACGAGCUGGAGAAUCAUAAUCUUAAAGAAGACCAGAAUGUGAUUUUAUGCUGCUUUAGCCUCAACUUUAAAUGGAGUUAAGACCUCUGCAGGGCAGCCGUCACAGGUGUUGUAUGACUGCAUGAGAGGGCAGGUGGAAAACAAAAGCAGGGUGAUUGAUAACCCAAUUAAAUGCGUUUCUUUUCUUUGAAAAAAAAAAGCUACAAAAACUGUGAACUGAAUCUGUCACAUCAGGGAAAAAUCAUGAAAGAAAAUAUGCACAAACAAAUCUAUUCCAUUUUAAAAUCCGGAUCUUAACAUACAUUGGACGUGAAUUCAGGUUUAGCUGCCAAAUAAAUAAAUAAAUAAAUAAAUCCCCCCCAACAUUUGUGAGGGAUCAUGCGUCUGGCACGCGUCGUGGAGAGGCGUGCCUCCGAUUGCGCUCAAAUUUGAGUCGGUGCGUUAGUAGUGACGAGCACAUUUCACUUUGAAUCUGCUCGGAACCGGAUCCCUGGAGGGAGUUUGGACCGACACAAAGGCGCGGACGCGCGGAUACAGACCUGAUUUCAACUUGAGAGGAGGAUUGUGCCACAUUGGAGCGUUCUGGUGCGCGCCCGAGGAAGACGCAGCAGCAGAUGGAUUCAGCCUUAUUCUUAAAUGAUUAUUUUCCCUAAUUUUGAAUAAAAAAAAAAUACAUAACCAGAUUCAUUGAAUCUGUAUUUUACACAAAAACCCGCGCGUGAAGAGUGAGCUCGCAUCAGCAGCCGCGCGCCCUCAUCCUUGGAUGUGGAGCUGUCCUUCUAUCAGUCCGUUUGUGCACUGACUGGUCGGUCUGGACCCACUUUGAGGAGUUUAAAGUUGCUCAUCGUCACAAUCUUUCCAGCAAUGACCACCGAGAGCAACGAGAUGGAGAGCGACUCCCAGCUCCAGCGCUCCCCGAGCAACGCGCCCAUGCAGCCGGUCUCAUCCAAGCUGCAGAGACUCAAACGCUCGCUUUCCUUCAAGACCAUGAUGCGCAGCAAAAGCGUGGAGAACUUCUUCCAGAGGUCCUACAGCGACGCCCGCCUCCCUCCGGACUUCAUCACAGACCCGCCGCCGCCGUCUCCCCCCCUGAUGCCCGGCUCCCCUCUGGUUGGCGAGCGCUCACCCUCCAUCUCCCCGUCGCUGAGCCCCAACCCCUCCAUCUCGUCCCACUCUCCGUCUCUCAGCCUUUCUCCAUCGUUGCCCGCCAAGCCCUCCCGACCGCAGAUUAACCACUGCUUCCAGGACCAUGUCUUUCGAAAGCCCACCAACUGCCAGCACUGCAAGCACAUGAUAGUGGGAAACUCCAAACAAGCUCUGCGGUGUAAAACCUGCAAGAUGGCCGCUCACCUGUGGUGCACGUCUGAACUAUCGCAGCAGCCGUGUCACGGGAAGUCUGGAGCGUUCAAGCGAAACUUCAGCUCGCCCAUGCUCGUCAACGACCAAUUGUCUGUGGUGAAGGAAGUUCAGCCGAGCCAAGAGACGGCUGCACGGAUGCGUGUAGAUCCCGUUUAUGCCGCCUUGCGCUAUGGGACGUCCUUGGCACAGAUGAGCCGCUCCAGUUUUGGCAGUCUGUCAGAAUCACCAACGCGCAGUUUGGGGGAGGGAGGUGAGGAGAGGCAGCAGAGGCAGUGCAGCAUGGAGGAGGAGAUAACUCAGGAGACGGGGGACGCUCCGGUCGCUGACGAGGAGAUGGAAAAGGAGGUGGAGGAGAGCGGCGAGCAGGCGCAGCUGCCUCCAGAGGACACCGGUGCAAAGAUGCCAAAGCGCAUUGAAGUCCACUCCAUCCACACCUAUGUGGCGCUCUACAAGUUCCUCCCUCAGGAGCAGAACGACCUGGAACUUCAUCCCGGAGAUCGGGUUCAGGUCAUAGACGACUCUAAUGAGGAGUGGUGGAAGGGUAAAAGUGGAGACAAGAUCGGCUUUUUUCCCUCCAACUUUGUGCAGAGAGUCCGUCCGGGAGAACGCGUGUGGCGUGUCGUCCAAGGAACGUCUGGGAACCGGGAGAGAGGACACAUGGCAGUGAGAGAGUCCCAGAUCUGUGUCGGUAAGAGAGAAGACGGAGAGGUGUUUGUGAAGCUGAGCAGUGGGAAGAAGAGAGGCUUGGUCCCCGCUGACUCCAUAGAGGAGAUCUGAACCUUCUUCUGUGUGGACGUCCAUCCUCCCUCCUCCUCUGCAUCCAGCUGGGUUUCCCUGAUUAUCCGCUCUGCCCUCCAUCCGCCCUCUCCGGAGAACCAGCAGCCUCCUCCUUCAAACCCAACAGCAAAUAUGCACUUCUGCAAACAUCUGGGAUCCUGAUAUUUGCACGACUGCAAGCCUUCAAUCGAGCUAUGCAGUCUCUACGAAAUGAACUUCUUUGCAAUUUUGAA